CUUGCUUGUGGUCCCCGACACGCGCACCGUCGCCCAGGAUGAGUGCAGAACACAAGUCGUCUUCUUCCCUGAGCGAGGACCGCCGUGAUGUCACCUCGCCAGACGUCGAGAAGCAGUACAACCUCGCGCCCUACGGGAACUCCGAGGGUGGCGACUACAAGCUGCGGUUCCCCAAUAUCGACGAGGCCAAGGUGGUGCGCAAGAUUGACCUGCGCGUGGUCCCCGUGCUCUGUGUGCUCUACUUGCUUGCGUUCUUGGACCGAGUAAACAUCUCCAAUGCGGCCGUGUUUGGGCUGAAACAGGACCUAAAUCUUGGAGGCAAUCAGUUUAACACGGCUCUGGUCGUCUUCUUUGCGCCCUACGUCCUCUUCGAAAUCCCCUCCAAUGCCCUCCUGAAGCAUUUCAAGCCCCACGUCUGGCUGUCCCUAUGCAUGUUCCUCUUUGGCCUCAUCACGCUCCUCCAGGGCUUCGUGCAGGGCCUCAGCGGCCUAAUCGCGACGCGCUUCUUCCUCGGGGUGGUCGAGUCCGGCGUCUUCCCUGCAUGCUUCUACCUCAUCGCGAUGUGGUACAAGCGCGCGGAAGCGCAGAAGCGCUACUCGUUCUUCUUCUCAUCGACCACCCUUGCGGGCGGCUUCGGUGGCCUGCUCGCGAGCGCGAUCGGCAAGAUGGACGGCCUGCACGGCUUCCGCGGCUGGCGCUGGAUCUUCAUUCUUGAGGGCUUGGUGACGUGCCUGGCUUCGAUUGUCCUGUACUUCACCAUCUCGGACUUCCCCGAGGAAGUUGCGUGGUUGAGCGCUGAGGAGAAGGAGUUUGUGAAAGCGCGUCUGUACGAGGACGUCGGACAUUCGAAGCGGCACGACCCGCUCACGGUGAAGAGUGUGCUCGAGGUCUUUAAGGAUUGGAAGAUCAUCGUUGGCGGCUUCAUGUACUUCGGUCUCAUCGUGCCCGCCUACGGUUAUGCGUACUUCGCGCCCAGCAUCAUUCAGUCGCUCGGGAACGGCAUGAUCCGCACGCAGCUACUCUCCGUGCCCCCAUGGGCAUGCGCGUUCACGCUCGCCAUGCUGACCGCGACGGUCUCGGACUGGACGCGCAUGCGCUUCGUCUUCGUACUCAUUCCUACCGCGAUCGCGCUCGUGGGCUUUAUAAUCCUGCUCGUCGUGCACGACAACGCGCAUCUGCAGUAUGCCGCGCUCUUCCUCGCUGCGAUGGGCACGUACUCUGCAAUGCCAAUCAUCGUGUGUUGGUUCAACACGAACUUGGGCGGCCACCAUAGACGAGCAGUCGGUACCGCAUUCCAAGUCGGCUUCGGAAACAUCGGCGGAAUAAUCGCGGUGUUCGCGUUCCUCACCAAGGACGCGCCGAAAUACAUCCCGGGCUACAGCAUCUGCAUCGCCUUCAUCUGCGUCUCCGUCCUCGCGAACACCGUCUACUUCCUUGGGGUAUCGUGGGAGAACAGGCGACGCGACAAGCUGCAGGCGCAGGGCGCGUACGACCACCUGUCGCAGGACGAGAAGAAGCGCAUGGGCGACCUCAACCCGGACUACCGGUACUUCCGGUAGACGUGCAAGUGGGGUUCUCAGUCCUUUCUUUGGAGGAUCGCCCCUGUAUGUCCCGGGCCAUUCGGGGUCGGUCGUGGGCGAUAUAACGGUAUGCAUGCGCUCGGCGCAGCGCGUAAUGUGUAAGAUAGAGACCAUACAUAGGUCGAUCUUCUUGUCGGAAAAGUAUACCUGUAGCCUGUACAUCGACGAAUCCUACGAUCUUGAACGAUAUCUACUAUUCACUUCAUGGCUGCCUCUAUCAGU
Messenger RNA from Trametes versicolor FP-101664 SS1, 1802 nucleotides. RefSeq names its product MFS general substrate transporter. The transcript has 10 exons. Gene Ontology annotation, molecular function: transmembrane transporter activity. Gene Ontology annotation, biological process: transmembrane transport. The record is from RefSeq and is a predicted model, not a curated record. The coding region runs from base 39 to 1559 and encodes 506 amino acids. Lineage: Eukaryota; Fungi; Basidiomycota; Agaricomycetes; Polyporales; Polyporaceae. Gene Ontology annotation, cellular component: plasma membrane.